This is a messenger RNA of Cajanus cajan (pigeon pea), 1394 nucleotides long. RefSeq names its product CASP-like protein 2B1. The record is from RefSeq and is a predicted model, not a curated record. Lineage: Eukaryota; Viridiplantae; Streptophyta; Magnoliopsida; Fabales; Fabaceae.
CUUUUGAUGACCCUUAACCCAACUCCAGAAGAAAUGGUAAAAAAAACUAGUCACUAUCUUUUGAUUCUUUUCCUUCACCAUGUGUUUGAUAUGGUGCCUAGGCAAAGGAAAAUGGGGCAUCAUAAAUUGAACCACUGUCCUCCUUGGAUGAUCAGAAUUAAGGCACUCUUCAAUCCUCAUAUUAUCAUAUCCUUUCUAGGGACGAGAAACUGUUACUUCUUCCUAGACAUAAUAAAGGAGCCCUCAAAACCACAUUUUUCUUUGCAUUUAUAAGUCCUUAAAUGCAGAACCAGAGGUCAGAGCAGACCUAUUUAAUGACCAUGUAUGUAUAGAUUGAAGUGCCUCUUUUGUCCACCUAAACACUUUCUCUGUCCUAGCAGCCUCAAGUUUUGACCACUUGGCACGCUGUGCUGCAUUGCAGCUAAGCACCACCACCAUCAGUAAUUUACAAAGGGGAAAAACUUGUGUCUAUAUAAGUGGUUGAGAGUUUAGUGUUCAUCCAUAGUUCUCAUUUCUCGCUAGUUUUCCCUGUAGGUGGAUAUUUGAGGAAUCCUUUGACAUAUUUCCUGUCUUUCUUGUUUCUGAGUGUUGAUUUUGUAGGAGAAAUGAGUAGUUAUUUGGGUGUAGGUAUUAGCCCUGGGACUGUCCCAGUUAAUCACAGCACAAAUGUGAAAGUGUUUGAUAGGAGGAUAAGGAUAACUGAGUUGGUGUUAAGGUGUGUGAUACUUGGUUUAGGGGUUCUUGCAGCUGUUCUUGUGGGGACUGAUUCCCAAGUCAAAGAGUUUUUCUCAAUUCAGAAGAAAGCUAAAUUUACAGACAUGAAGGCUUUAGUGUUCUUGGUAGCUGCAAAUGGGUUAGCUGCUGGCUACUCCUUAAUUCAAGGGUUGCGCUGUAUCAUUAGUAUGGUCAGAGGAAGAGUACUCUUUAGCAAGACCCUAGCUUGGGCCAUUUUUUCUGGUGAUCAGGUAAUGGCAUAUGUAACAGUGGCAGCAGCGGUGGCUGCAGCGCAAUCGGGUAUUUUUGCAAAGGUGGGCCAGACAGAACUGCAAUGGAUGAAGAUAUGCAACAUGUAUGGGAAAUUCUGCAACCAAGUGGGAGAAGGGAUAGCUAGUGCUUUUGUGGUUAGCCUAAGUAUGGUGGUCCUGUCUUGUAUUUCUGCUUUCAGUCUCUUCCGUUUGUAUGGUGGUAACAAAAUCAAAAAUGUAUAUUGAUAGGUUAGAAACUACCAUAGAUUAAGUUACUAGCCUACCACUCACUCCCACUGUAACUGUUACUUGGCCAGCAUAAUAGUUCUGCAACUUACAAGGUUUCUUCCUGUAUAUGUAGUAGUGAAAUGGUUCUGGUAAUAUGAUAUGAAAUAUCAGAUAAUAGUUAUUGGCAAUAAAGUUGAAGUU